This is a messenger RNA of Synchiropus splendidus (mandarinfish), 11099 nucleotides long. RefSeq names its product CDK5 regulatory subunit associated protein 2 (gene cdk5rap2). NCBI's taxonomy places the organism in Eukaryota, Metazoa, Chordata, Actinopteri, Syngnathiformes, Callionymidae. Gene Ontology annotation, cellular component: microtubule organizing center. The record is from RefSeq and is a predicted model, not a curated record. The coding region runs from base 2919 to 10934 and encodes 2671 amino acids. The transcript is spliced from 51 exons.
UAUUCCUCAUACCGUAUGGUGGUGUUUCCCUGAAGCAUUACUGCAUGUGUAGUUCCCUGCUCCGCUCGUAGCUCCAGCACCUCUGUGUUGACUGUUUUCAUAGGCAAGCCCCACUGUGAAGUGUGUUUUCGCGCGGGGGGGGAUCAUCCAGGUGGUUAGCAUUCCUCUGUAAUCCAAGACGUUAGCUGAUAUCUGGGGUGUGAAUUAAUUAUUAUCAUGAAACCUGAUCCGUUAACCAAAAUAUGACUUUCCACGUCCCGUUGUUGAUCCAAUUAUUGUGUCAUUUGCUGACAUGUUUGUGAGGAGCAGCUGCUCAGAAGAGGAAGUCACUGUUUAUACACGCUUUGCAUUGUUUCCUUGAGCCCUGAAAGGUUAAUACUACAACCGCCGCAGCACUGACGAUGAUCGGCCAUGUUCAAUUUGAUGUGUUUAUAUCAGUGCUAUGACGCAUUUCAGCUGUGAAGAGAGGAAAAAUAUUUUUCUUGUCUUUUUCAUCCUCGUGAGUUUUUCCUCCCCCAUUUGCACAGGAAGUUCUGCUCUUCAUGUGCAAACUCAGUGAUGCAAUAGCUCUUGGGCUUUAAUGGUUCCUGUUCUUCACAGCUACAUUGCCAACCGUUUCUUAACUUGUGAAAUGUGACUUUUAGCUAUUGCUUCAUUCACAAGCUUUAAUUUCCAAAGUCUUGCAGUGUUGGAAAAAAACAUUGGAUUUCUUCUUUGAGUCAUAUGCAGUUUUAUCUGUUGGCCGUUCUGGUUUCAUAUUGCAGUGAAAACCAGCCUGGUCUCAGUUACAAAUAGAAUAACAAGUUCUGUGUUCUGAUUCUGGUUUUGUGAACUCGCAAGGUCAAACAUUAUAACUGAAGUAUGUUUUUCCACUUGGUUUACCAAUAUAAAUCAAUGAAAUGCAUGUUUUCAAACUUUCUGUGAAUUGGUGACGACAUAAUGACAUAAGCUUCCACUUAAUUUUAGCAGGCAAAUGAAUAUGUUUACACAUGCGUCUUAUAAAGCUCACUUCAUUAUUUGUAAAAAAAAAAAAAAAAAAAAAAAAGACAGCAGGGAAGCAUUAAAACAAAAAAAGUAUGCAAUCGAUGAAAAAAACUGGAAGAAGACAAUGUAAUAUUUUUUAUUUAUAUAUUUCCAUGAAGAUUCACAGAAAAAAACUAUCAAUAUCAAAUGGUGAGGAAAGAAAAAAAGUACAAAUAAAGUUCAGUUAGCAAGUAUUAAAAAUGCAAAUCGUAAUCUCAGGGAUAAAAAGGCCCCAACACAGUUAAUCAGAAGAUGUGAAUGUCCAUGACAGGACUAUGACAUUUUAGUCUCAUUUCACUGAGAGUGGCUUUUGCAUGACACAAUGGAGCCAUAGCUUGAGCAUGCAAAGUCUCACAGAGGCAUUUGUUUACUGGCUCCCUGUCAAACUCUCCAUCAAUAUCAACUAUCCUCUCAGCAAAUCUUCUUGAUGUCUCUUGUCACUGGUUCUCAACUAUCAUCACGAUGACUUGCCUCACUGGUGUGCUCUGAUUUCCACAUAAAUAUAAUUGAGAUCAUUUUUACAAUAAGUUCCAAUAUGCCUUUUAGAUGUACAGGGGUUAGACAAAAUAAUGGAAACACCUUUAAGAAAAAAGCUUUAAGGUUUUUAUUAUUUUGUCCAACCCCUGUAUUUGACUUCAAUGUUUCUCUGGUCUUGCAUGCUUCCGUCCUCCAUUGAAUUCCAUGAACCUUUUCUCCUUUUUGUGAGCCCCUUCUCUCUGAAAUGCAAGCAUAUUGUCUGUUGUAUUCCAUUGACGACCAGUACGACAAGGUUCCAUCUCUUCUUUGCCUUUCUCCAUUGCAGUUUCUCCAGCUUCUGAAUGUAGAUCCUUCCAAAUUCGUGAGCGGGUGUCACAACACAGGCUGAUUGACGGUUCUUAAAAAUAAAGGAUAUAUAUUCUAAACUAAUUGCAUAAGAGCUAAACAACAAAAAAGGAAAAAGAGGGGUCUCUUAAAGUCAAUGACUGUAUUUCAAACUAUUCAUUAGUGCACAAAGUGCAAUACAUUUUUUCCCGGUUGACCAUUCCAUGAAACUAAAUUAACCAUAUGCAAGUAAAACAGUCAUGUUAUGAACCAAACCCAUAUAGAAAGAAAACACUAAAUGCUUCAAACCAUGUGCCCAUAUCACCUUGGUAGCGGCUUGUAACAUUUCAUAUUCAAUGGAAACACAUCUUCUCUAGACUGAACUCUCUGCUAAAAUGUUUCGGUAAACGUGCGUGCAGCUUGUCCAGGUCUGAGUCUUGUUUUUUUUUAGACUGGUUUUGAACACAGGUAAAUGUAUGUUUUAUGACAUAAAAUGAUAUAUAUUGCAUCAAAAUAUUUGAAAUAGUGAACUAUAAUAAUACAUAUCACAAUAUUUUGGGUAGUUAAACCGAUCAUAAGUGAAGGUCACAGAGGAUCGUGGCCAUGUUGUAGUUUCAGAGACUGAAUUCAGGCAAGUUAUUCAAGGCUUGAAACUGGACACAAAGGUCAGUGGAGGUUGACUGCCAUGACCACGGAACCAAAAUUCUUGAACUUCCCAGCAAGCUGUUUCCACAUAUAAAUAGAUUUGGGUAGAUUUUAACAUCAUGAUGAUCCAGGCCUGCCGGGUUGUUGUGCAUUUGUGAGUGAUGGCACUGUCUCCCCAGAACCACAGUACAGCAUUUGUCAAAGCCUCCCCCAUCCCCUCGGGUUUGUUUUUCUCCCCCCCCCUUGUCAGUGUGAACUUGAGAGCGAGGCUGCCACUGGCACAUGGUCUCUCUCCCUCUUCCUCUCACACACACACACACAAACUGAGAGGAUGUAAAUGAAGCAGAGUCAUUUUAAGCUAUUUAUGGAUCGUCCUAAGGGCUCCGUGGAACUGGCCAGCCUGCGGGCUUCCUGACUCCAUUGGUGCAAUAGACUUUUCUACUGACAGCAUGACAGCUUCAUCCUUCCCUGGCAAGAUGUCUCCCAGCAAGGCCAUGACCAUGAAGGACUAUGAAAAUCAAAUCACUGCCCUGAAGAAGGAAAACUUCAACCUGAAGCUCCGCAUUUACUUCAUGGAGGAGCGCAUGCAGCAGAAAUGUGACGACUCGACCGAGGAUAUCUUUAAAACGAAUAUCGAGUUGAAGGUGGAGUUGGAGUCGAUGAAAAGGGACUUGGCGGAAAAACAAGAGCUCCUCGUUUCAGCUUCCAAAGCAUUGGAGAGCUUGGCUACUCGGGACCUCGGAGAACCCAACCAAAUCAGGGAGCAGGCUCAGAGAGAAAUGGAUGCCCUUCGAGAGGCCUUUAACAAGAGGAUCAUGGAUUUGGAACAGGGCUUACGUGCUGCGAAUGAUGAGGUCGAGAAGAUGGCAGCUAUUGCUGAGCAGGAAAAGCUGAAAAAUAUCAAUAUGGAGAAGGAGCUCCAAGUCCUGCGUCUGCCUGGCUCCAUCCACCAAAAUCCUGUCCUGGACCUGCAGCUGGCUCUGCAGGAGAAAGACAAUUAUAUCGAGCAGCUAAAAAUCACUUUAAAGAAUCAGGACGCACUGAUCCAAGAGAAGAACAGUGGAGUGCAGGGGAUGGGGGCUCCACCAUCAAUUGGUCUGCAACAGCUGUCAGAGCUUAUCACCAAGAAGGAUCAGGAACUUGAGGAAUUAAGGGACACAUUGAGAAGAGAAAGGGAAGCCAUUCAACCAGCGCUUCAGAAGCAAAGUGAUUUUCAUCACUUAGAAAUGGUGAAUAAGAUGUUGAAUGAAGAGCUGAACCAGACGAAACGCACCGUUGAGGACCUGACCAGAACACUUGAGGAGACACAGAAGAAUCUGUCUGGGAGGUUGGAAGAAAAGGAGAAUGAGCUGAACUCUGAGAAGAAGAACGCUUUGAAGCGAGACAAAACAAUCCAGGGUCUCACUCAGGUCCUCCGAGAAAAGGAAAAAGAGAUGGCAGAGUUAUGUCAUGAGAUUGAAGACCGGGAUGAUGCUCUGACCAAAGCAAGGGAGUCGGCCCACAAAGCCCAACUUCAGAAAUACCAGGGAGUGGAGGAGCACCAAAAUUUGCUCAUGGCAACACAAACAGAGCUGGCCCAGCUUCAAGGGGAUCACCACUCCAAGGUGCUGGAAGCCCAAAAGCUGCAGCGUGCCCUGGACAGGAGGGAGCAGGAGCUAUCAGACAUGCAACAGGCAAAGGAGCAGCUCGAGGAGGAACUGGAGGACUUGCUGCAACAGAAGAAGAAGGGAGACAAGGCUGUGAAUGAUUUGAACAAUCAGCUGAAGAAGCUGAGCAGUGAGAUCGGGGAGAGGGAGUCUUCUCUGGAGUUUCAUUACCAGGAGCUGUUGGACCAAACUAAAAGAAAAGUACAGGCCCAUGAGGUGACCAUUCAGCGGCUUACAGCCACCUUGGCUGAGAAAGAGCAGCAGCUCCAGGAGUACAUCAACAUGGUGCAGGACUUCGAGAAAAGCAAAAGCCCUGCUGGAAAUGAUAACAUAAUCUCCAAGCUGCGACAAAGGCUGAAGGAGAAGGAGAAAGCCCUGGAGGAAGCGCUGGAUGAAAAGUUUGCCGCCGUUGAGGAGAAAGACAACGAAAUUCAUCAGCUCCAGCUCUCCCUCCGAGAAAAAGAACGAGAUCUCGAGCGUCUCAAUAACAUUCUGUCGCACAACGAGGAAACGAUCAAUAGCUUUGACAGCAUGAUCAAGGAGAAGGAUGUGGAGCUGCAGCACCUCACAAACACACUGAAAAACCUGCAAAGGGCCAAGCACGAUGUAGAAGAGAACCUGAACAGAGCCCUGAGAGAGAAAGAUUCCAUCAUCAGCCAGUUGCAACAAUCGCUGAAUGGAAAGACAAAAGAUCUGGAGGAAUUGUCUGAAUCAAUGCUCAGCCAGACGCAAAGUCAAACCCGUGACGUGGCCGAGCAGAUGGGCCACAGGUUAAAGGUCACAGAGGCCAUGUUGACUGAGGCAGUGAAGGCCAGAGAAAGGCUGGUCUCUGACAAUGAGAGCGCUGUGGAAGACCUGCUGGCCACGAUUAGCAGCAAGGACCAACUGCUUAAGGAGUCAGCGGAGCACUACAACCGAAUGUUGUCCGAACGCUCGCUAGAGAUCCAGGAUUUGAGGAGACAGCUGUCUGAAACACAACAACGGCUCCUCGCAGCCGAGAGACAAAACUCUGAUGUAGUUCAGGAGGGAUGUUUGGAAACGGCACAGCUGAAAGCCAUGCUUAAUGAAAAAGACGGCCUCAUCAAUAAGCUUCUAGAGUGUGGCCAGGAGAGGGACCAGUAUUUGGCAGAGAUGAAACAGCUGGAUGAGUCUGAGAAAGUGUUGGAGUUGAGGCGGACCAUCCAGAUCAUGCAGGAGAGGUUGGAGCACAGUGAAGCUGAGCUGUCCAGGUGGAUCAGUGGCGACCAUGUGCAGAAUGUAUCUCUUCAAAACAAGACAGUCGUUCUUCUGAAGACGGAGCUGGAGCAGAAAACUGAGGAACUUAAUAAAGCGCUGAAGAGAGAGAGUGAACUGAAGAUAUCCUUGGCGGAGCUACAGUCACUGCUGUCUGAGCUGGAGGGUCAAAAUCAAGCCCAUACCGCCAAUGUUGAGUCUCUGACUGGUACUUUGAAGACCAAGGAUGAGAUCAUUAAUGAUCUCUAUCAACGCCUUGGUCAGAGAGGGGACAUCAUUGAGGAGGCCCCCGGCAGCAGCAAGGAAGGUUCACUUCGUUCUCUACCUCAGAGAGAGAACACCACAAUUGGUGGAGACAGCCAAGCACAUGCUUCACCCAACCUUAUAGCCUUGCAACAGGAACACGCUGCCCUGAACAAAGCCCUGAGGGCAGAACAGCACCUCUACAGCAACCUGGUCCGAGCGGUGAAGGAGCAGGACAGCGUCCAGCGCCUCCACACACUGCAGCUGGAGCUGACAGCGGUGCAACUCCUGCGCCAGCAGCUGGAGGAGAGCAUCAAGAUUAAUGAGGAACUGAGGGACGACUUGGAGAACGAGAUAAACAGAGUGAAGCUCAGAGAAGGUCCAGAUCUUAAAGAGCUGGAGCGUUUGAGGCAUCAGCUGGAAGACGCCCAUCGCUGGAACGCCUCCCUGCAGGCCCGCCUGGGAGCCAUCCAGAACCGGGAUGGAGGAGUUGGAGGAGCCAAUGAUACCGGUGAUUCAAUGAGCUUCAUUGGUGAUCAGACGUCCUACAUGAGCAUUUGUUUGGGGGAGGACCUGGAUGACAGCUUGUCUUCGCUGUCUACACAGGAGCUUAAAAAAAUGGUUUUGGAACUAAGACAGAACAUCAUACGACUCCAGUCCUCAAAUAAUGAUCAUCAGAACCAACCGUCCCAUGACCAUCACAUAGGAAAAGAAAACCAGACCUAUGAGCAUCUAGAGGAGCCGUUGGUCCCCAGAACCAGCCACCAGGACAAUAAACCGCGGCAGACCGUCUCCGAUAAGGUGCUGACUGAUGAGAGCGUGGAUAGCGGCCUCAGCCAGAGUAGAGAGCACGCUCACUCUGGCUGUAGCACCUGGGUCUCUGGAGAGUCCAGGCACAGGACCGAUAUACUGGAACUGGAUUCUUUGAUGGCGGAUUUUGGUGUGACGUCACUGUCACUGUUCAGGGCGGAGCUGCUCAAACUUCGAUCAGAAAACACGGCGCUGCAAGGUUUGCUGAAGGAGCAGAACUCUUCUGAGCACAAAGAGAAGGAGAGCGCGGACGUGUCAGCCAGCAGUAGUGACGGCCGGCCGGAGUGGGGAAAAAGCAGUGAUAUGAUGCAGGAGAAGGUUAAGAGUCUAGCCGCAGUGAGGGGACAGAAGACCUCCAAAGCGAGAUCUGAAAAGAGAACAAAAGUUAAAGCUGAAGAAAAGAAGAAUCUACAAGCCCAACAGCAAUCUGUUGCGAAGCCGCAGGCAUCCAAGUCACGGACUGAAUUCAAGUCACGUCUGCCUGUCCCAGUGAGGCUGAGAGUGUUGACACCACCACACCAACGGCCCGAUCAGGAGGACAGUUCAGUUCUCAGUACAAACCCUGAUGCUCGAUACCAGCAGAGCAGAGAUGACAGUCCAGGCAUCAGUUCAGUGGUGACAGAUCACAGUUCAGACACUGCAGAGGAUCAAUGUCAGAUCAAUCCUGGCUCCUCUUCGCAGCUGGAGCUUCUGCUUCAGGACUGCCAGGGGAAGGACUCAUUGAUCCAGGAUCUGAGGGAGCAGCUGGGGGAGAGGGAGGACCUCCAUGCUCAGCUGCAGGAGAAGGAGCAGCUCAACUGCAGAUAUGCUGAAGAACUACAAGCUCAGAAAAACACCAUCGCUUACCUUACUGCUUGCACCUUGGACAGCCAGAAUGGGCUUGGAUCACAACCCACUGCCAUUGUUUCUGAUGGUUCCCUUCAAAGCAAAUGUGAAGAACUCCACAAAGCCUUGCAGGACAAAGAGGAACUCAUUGCCCAGCACUUGGAUCUGCUGAAUAUUGCAAAGCAAGCCCUCUCAGCUCUGGACCGCAUGGAAAGUCAUCCAGAAGUGAGAGACCUUUGUUUGAAAAUCGAGACUGUAUUGGAGCAACAUGAUGCUUCUUCAAACAAUCAGAAUACAAGAGAAGGAAACAAGGAUUCCAUCAGGAGCUUACAAGCAUCACUUUUGGGGCAGAACAGACUGAGUGCAGAGCUGCAGGAAGGACUAAGGACAGCACAUGAGACAGCACAACAUGGUGGGACAGGGUUGUGCACCAGUUCAAGGCAAACACAAACAGGGUUGGGUGAGCACAUUCGAGGUGAAGAUGAAACGGAUAUGAAAACAUUAAAACGGAUCAACAAAGUUCUGACACGCUGUCUUGAGUCAGCUGAGUCUGCCGUCACUUCACUUGUGGACACUUCUGGUACCAAUCCAGACCUGCAGCAGCACUUGGACCAACUCCAGAUGAGUUUGAAAGAGAGACAAGAGCUUGAGAAACUUGGAGAACCUUCACUACAUCAGAACCUCUGUGUCCUGUGUAAGCGCUUCAGCGACGAUACACAGAAGAUCUCUGAGCUGCAAGUUUCAUUACAAGAGAGGAUAUGUAGAGAAGAGGGCAAUGCCCACUCCACCACUGUGGAAGCUAAAGGCCUCCCGCCCAGUGUCCAGCUGCAGCUGGAGACACUCCAUAAGGCACUAAGGGAAAAGAAAAAAGCCUGUAAAAGUCUGGAGGAGAGACUGGCCUCAGCUCAGAGUAACAUGGCCGAGGCCUCUGCCCCACCACACUUGGUGCCCACGCUGGAGCAGGAUGACAAGAGCGUGCAGGUGGAUUUUCAGGACCUGGGUUACGAAACCAGUGGCAAGAGUGAGAACGAUAGGGAGGAGAGCAGUAGCACAGACCUGGAGGUUGGCGUCAAACCAGGCUGCAGUAAUUCAAGUCUGCCGUCGCUGUUGAAACAGGAGCAGGUGACUUUCUCCUCAACGGAAAACCUGGAUUCCUCAUCCAGCACUCCGUACCCAAGUUCUCCUGCGCUCAGCUCAGCCAAGGCCAGUCUGAAAAGCCCUCAGGUAUAUGAGGACUCUGGGGUUUCAGAGGACUCAGCCAGGGUGAUGAAGGCCCAUCGAGAAAACAAGUCUGGUGAUCUCAGUCCGAGCAGAUGUCACCUAGCAGGCAGCAGGAAUCCAGAAAGCAUGCUGAGAGAAGAGGUGGAGAACCAGGCAGUGAAUGGUCAAACAUCUGGAACUAAGCAGGAGAAGUCUCCUAACAGGAGCUUCAGUGAGCAGCAGACUCGCAGCCGCUCCACCUCUCCUGCCAGGUUGGACUCUCUGGUUCAGUCUCAAGCCCGGGAGCUCUCACAGCUCCGGCAGCAGAUCAAGGAGAGCCGCCGGCUCGGGUGUCUGCUGCGCCGCCAGCUGCCGGAGCUGAGCAAAGCUUUCCAGGAGCUCCUGCAGGCCUGCGAGGUGGACCGCCACAUGGGGGAGGUGGUGAAGGGCCAGCUGGACAAGAGCAUGAUCAUCCUGGACAGACUUGAAGGACGGCUGGACAAAGGAGAUUCUCAUCCAGACAACCAAGAGAGGGCAGCACUGGAACUGUCGCGCAGGCUGGCCGUCGAGCUGCAGGAGAAGAACCGACUCAUCCAGGGCCUGCAGAGCCAGGUCAGAAGUCAAAGUCCCAGCAGCCACCGCAGCUCCCACUCGGACCAGUGCUCGGACAGAACCUCGUCUUCCAGCCGCAGCAGCCCGAGUGCAUCAGACCGCCACGCUCCCCGACGGCGACACCAGGAGGGAGGGGCGGAGUCAGGCGACGUCCAGCUGCAGAGGGAGAACGGGCGACUGCAGGAGCGGCUGAGGAGCAGCGAGGAGCUCAACGCCACCCUGCGCUGUGAACUGGACCUGCACCGCUCUAUCAUGGCCCAGAACCGCCAGCAGCAGGGCCUGGACCAGUCUCAGAGCGGAGAACCCCAUGACGCCGGGAACAUUAGCGUGCACACAGAUGCAUCGCCUCAGUCCAUCAGUGCAGAUCUGUUGGCCGAGCACCUGCAGGAGAUCCGAGCGCUGCGUCAGCGUCUGGAGGAGAGCAUCUGCACCAACGACCGACUGAGGGAGCAGCUGGAGAAGAGACUCGCUGAGGUGGAGAAGGACUCAGCCACCAACAUCUUCAUCCACGGCAGCGAGGAGAAGCUGGCCAGCGAGCUGCGACUGCUGUGGGACCAGAACCAGUCCCUGAAGGAGCAGAUGCACCAGGUCUCCAGAGAUAAACAGCGGGAGGUCGACAAGCUGCGCGACACGCUGACUCGGCGAACCUCCAAGCUGGAGCAGAGCCGAGCGGAGUGUGAUGCUCUGAGGCAGGAGAGGCAGCAGCUGCAGGAGCGGCUGGAGAUCAGCUCCCAGGAGAACACUCAGCUUCGGGACUCUCUCCACUGCAGCACCCAGGAGCUCAGCAGGUUGCAGGUGGAGGUGAAGCUCCAGCGGCAGCAGCUGACCGACUCUCAGCGCCUCCUGCAGUCUCUGCGGGUGGAACUACAGGUGUUUGAGAAGAUGAAGGGCGAGGCUCAGAAGCACAGAGAGGCCAGCGGCGCAGCUCCAGAGAGCGUUCUGGCUGCCGGCCCAGUGGACCUGAGCGAGCUGCUGUCUGAGAUCCGACGACUGCGCCUGCAGCUGGAGAGAAGCAUCCAGACCAACACGGCUCUGAGACAGAAGCUGGAGGAGCAGCUGCUGAGAGGCACCGCUCGCUCCGACACCAUCAACAUCAACUACCUGCUGUCACCAGAUGAGGGGGGGAGGUCUCCGGUACAAGAGGGUCACGACCUCAGUCACGCUGUCACGAGUCAGAACCAUCAGGAGUACGACGUCAGAGACCUGGACUCUCGCUCCAGCCUCAGCAGCAGCUCUGGCGACGGCCUCAGUGACGCCCCCUACCGCCUGGUGCCAGGUCACAGGAUGUGGGCCGAUCGCAACGGGCGGCACGUGCUAGCGCUGAUCGAAGACUUCAACGCUCUCCGCAAGCAGAUCUCAGAGGGCCGGAAGCUGUCGCGCAGCAUGGGGACGCAGCUUCACACGCUGGGGCGGCAGAGCAGCGAGCAGAAGGCUGUGGAGCAGCAGCAGGUGAAGGGCUUCUCCAGCAGCGUCAGCUCCAUGCAGCAGGUUCUCGGAGAAGCUUCUCGGCUCCUCAAACUGGUCUGGAGAGUUUCUCUACCGGCUGGUCACUCGGCAGGAGAUGGCAGCAGCAACAACAACCAGCAGCAGCAGGACCAGCAGCUGAUGGAGGAGAUCUCCAGGCUGAAGAGCCGGCUGUCGCAGCAGGAGAAGAUGCUGAGCGGUGCCGUCAAACGUCUGCGGACCACCAACCAGCUGAAGGAGGGGAUGGAGCGAGUCAUCAUCGACCAGCUGUCCCUCACGCACGGAGUGCUGAAGAAGGCCCGGGGAAACCUGGAGACUAACUUCUGUGCGCUGGUCGGCCCCAGAGGCCCGACUGACACUUCAGAGCGAGGAAGUGCCAGUGAACGGCCAGUAGAGGUCGCUGCAGGAGCCUCCAGCCUUCACAGAGUGUAAAUGUGCUUCCGUCCUGCUGACUUCACACUUUUAAAUUGCACACAUGGCCUGUUAAGAUUUAUUUUGGUACUUUGAGUUCGUAAAUAUUGUUUGUAAGGAGAAUAUUUUAUUACCAAACUGGAGUUUUUAUUCAGAAACAAGACGCAGUAAAGUCUGUGAAACUGU